AUGGUGCACGCCGACGCCUCCAACUUUGGGGCCAAUGUGACCAAGGAAGAAGCGUACAAGCAGGUUCUCGAGCAGGCAGAGGGGCUUUUUGACGGCCAACGCAACUGGGUCUGCAACCUCUCCAACACGGCCUCUCUCCUCUGGCACGCCUACCACUCCCUCCCGGCGCCCAGCUCCGCCGUGAACUGGGCGGGUUUCUACACGCUGGACCACUCGUCGGCGGCGGCCGGCCGGCAGCAGCUGAUCCUGGGCCCGUUCCAGGGCAAGGUGGCCUGCCAGACCAUCGCGUUUGGCCGCGGCGUGUGCGGCGCGGCUGCGGCGCAGAGGCGGACGCAGCUCGUGGCCGACGUCGACCAGUUCCCGGGCCACAUCGCCUGCGACGCCGACAGCAGGAGCGAGGUCGUCGUCCCCGUCCUCGAUGCCCAGGGCGAGCUGAGGGCUAUUAUCGACGUCGACUGCGCGCUUACCGAAGGGUUUGACGAGGUGGACAGGGUGUGGCUUGAGAGGUUGGCUGAUUUGGUUGGGAAGAGCUGUGAUUGGUGA
This is a messenger RNA of Pyricularia pennisetigena, 543 nucleotides long. RefSeq lists its product as uncharacterized. The record is from RefSeq and is a predicted model, not a curated record. Gene Ontology annotation, molecular function: protein binding; L-methionine (R)-S-oxide reductase activity. Lineage: Eukaryota; Fungi; Ascomycota; Sordariomycetes; Magnaporthales; Pyriculariaceae. Gene Ontology annotation, cellular component: cytosol. The transcript has 3 exons. The coding region runs from base 1 to 543 and encodes 180 amino acids.